Messenger RNA from Saccostrea cuccullata (small rock oyster), 351 nucleotides. RefSeq lists its product as uncharacterized. The transcript has 2 exons. The coding region runs from base 1 to 351 and encodes 116 amino acids. The record is from RefSeq and is a predicted model, not a curated record. Lineage: Eukaryota; Metazoa; Mollusca; Bivalvia; Ostreida; Ostreidae.
AUGAGUCUGAUGAUAGCCAGUCUGCGCAUCAUUAUAGAACAAUCACUGGAGUGGAAGUCCCCCCUAUAUGUAAACUUCAUCGACUAUGAAAAAGCUUUUGACAGUGUAGACCGAGAGACAUUGUGGAAGAUACUGAGGCACUAUAGAGUACCAGAGAAGCUAGUCUCCCUGAUUCGAAACACCUACCAAGGCAUGAUAUACAGAGUUACCCAUGCUGGCCAGAUGUCUGAGAGUUUCGAGGUCAAGACAGGAGUCCGACAAGGAUGCUUGCUGUCACCAUUUCUUUUUCUCUUGGUCAUCGAUUGGAUCAUGAGGACAACCUCAGCAGGCAGGAACAAUGGCAUACAGUAG